Messenger RNA from Lactuca saligna, 2018 nucleotides. The record is from the annotation of a GenBank genome assembly. NCBI's taxonomy places the organism in Eukaryota, Viridiplantae, Streptophyta, Magnoliopsida, Asterales, Asteraceae.
AUGGCCGCAACAACAAUGGCUACAGCCGCAGGGGCGGUGGUGUUAUUGUACUAUGUAUUGGCUCGGAAAAUGACUUCGGCUGAUGCGAAGGCCGCCGAGGACGAUGAGGGACGGGAAUACAUGAAAUCAAGUAAAUCGAAGAGGAAGAUCGCGCAGAGGAGGCCAGCUCAGGCGCCUGCCACGUGGUUUGAAACGAUUUCGACUCUCUCUGAGACGCUUAGAUUCACGUAUUCAGAAACCCUAGGAAAAUGGCCUCUUGGAGACUUGGCUUUCGGCAUCAAUUAUUUGUUGCGAAGGCAGGGUAAUGCACAAGUAGCCAGUGUAUAUGCUGGAGAAAACAGCAUACAGCUGAAGGGACCCGAAAUCAUUGCAGAGUUAAAACACUAUUUAAGAUUGUUGACUCUCUGCAUGCUUUUCUCAAAGAAACCAUUCCCAGUCUUUCUAGAAUCUGCUGGCUUUUCAGAAGCAGAUGUCCUAUUGCAGAAACCAAAAGCAGGGCUUUUGAAGCCUGCGUUCACGAUUAUCUGUGAUAAAGAUUCAAAAUGCUUCCUUCUAUUGAUUCGAGGAACACAUAGUAUUAAAGACACACUUACAGCAGCAACUGGUGCUGUUGUCCCUUUUCACCAUUCGGUUUUACAUGAUGGUGGAAUUAGUAAUCUUAUUUUAGGUUAUGCACAUUGUGGAAUGGUUGCUGCUGCUCGUUGGAUUGCAAAGCUCAGUAUCCCUUUCCUUCUUCAAGCCCUCAAAGACAACCCUACUUAUCAAGUCAAAAUUGUUGGUCAUUCCCUUGGUGGUGGCACAGCUGCACUCUUAACUUACAUUCUUCGCGAACAAAAAGACUUAUCAUCCAUUUCAUGCAUCACAUUUGCACCAGCUGCUUGUAUGACAUGGGAAUUAGCUGAAUCCGGUCAACACUUCAUCACCACAAUAAUCAACGGCUCUGAUCUUGUCCCAACUUUUUCAACCGCUUCUAUAGACGAUCUUCGCACCGAGGUUACAGCGUCAUCUUGGUUAAAUGAUUUGAGAGAUCAAGUUGAACAAACUAGAGUUUUAAACGUUGUAUAUCGUUCUGCUACUGCUUUGGGGUCACGUCUCCCUUCAAUAGCCAAUGCAAGAGCCAAAGUUGCUGGUGCUGGUGCUAUGUUGCGCCCUGUUUCCAGCAGCACUCAGGUUGUAAUGAAACGCGCUCAAAAUGUCGCACAAGCGGUGGUCAGAACGCGGUCAACUCUCUCUGCGUGGUCAUGCAUGGGUGCGCGCCGCCGCGCUGUCGGCACUCCACCGCCGGAUGGUUUUUCCGAAACUACCCUUAUACUUGAAAAAAGCCCCGAUUCUACCCCAACCACCCCAACUACCAAUAACAACCUCGACCGCCGUGACGCCACCAUUGACCGCUGUUCUUCUAGCGGCGGGUCGGCCCAUGAUGACACGGACGAAGAGGAACACCUUAUUCCGGUGGACCACAUCACGUCGAAUGCGAAUUCCAACCACAUCACAGAAGGUGAACUUUUGUAUGAACUUGAAAAGGAACUUCAAAGGCAAGAGAACAAAGCGGAUAUUGAAGAGGAAGAAGAAGCUGCAGCUGAAGAGAUUAGAGAAGAGGAGAAAGUUAUAGCGGAUGCGGUUGAAUCCGAACAGGCGAUUUCUUCAUCGGAUAUGUCGGAGAAUUACCAUUUAUACCCUCCUGGGAAAAUUAUGCAUAUUGUUUCGGUUUCGAUUGUGAGAGAUGAGAAUCAUAGUCGUGAUUGUGAUUCUGCCAUUGAUGAACAUGUAGAACAUGAAGAAGUGGAAAGUGAAUGUGUGGGUAUUUAUGAGACGAAUAGGGAACUUUAUGGGAAGCUGAGGUUGUCGAGGACGAUGAUUAACGAUCAUUAUAUGCCAAUGUAUAAGAAGAUGAUGGAGAAAUUAUUGGUGGAAUUAGAAAAAUAGAUUCGAUUAUAUUAGUUUGGUAUAUAGAUAUAUAUUAUAUAUUUACACAUAUAUUGUAAUUGUAUGAUAUGAUUGAUGAAUGGUGGUUGAUU